AUGGGCCCGAGUUCAUCCAUCAAGCGCUUCUUUCUCGUCAAAGGCUCAGAAGGCGUCAGUUCCAAGGACGCCUGGCUCGACAAUGAUGAUAUUAGACCGCUCGCGUUAAAGGACCGUACAUGGUCGCAAAAGACAUACUUCGUUUUCUGGUUUUCUGCCGUGGCAACUGUGGCCAAUUGGUACUCAGGCAGUGCCGCGCAGGCCACGGGUUUGAGCAUGUGGGACGUCAUCGGCUGCAAUAUUGUAGGCUGGUUUCUUGUGUCGUCUAUUUUUGUCCUUAACGGACGACCCGGCGCGGUCUAUCACGUCGGCUUCCCAAUCCUCAAUCGCGCAGCCUUCGGCGUCUUUGGUGCGUGGUGGCCAACUUUCAAUCGAGCCGUCAUGGCAACCGUUUGGAAUGGUGUGAAUGGCGUACAGGGCGGACAAUGUGUCUAUGUCAUGCUCCAUUCGAUCUUCCCAGGCAUCGCCCGAAUACCGAAUGGGAUGGGCGAAGGAUCAGCUCUGACUUCAGCCUCCAUGAUAGGCUAUAUUAUCUUCUGGCUGGUAACUGGCUGCGUCUUGCUCAUUCGGAUUCCAAAGAUGCGGAUUCUGAUUUAUAUCAAGUUGGCGGUCUAUUUAGUCUCAGCCGUUUCGAUGCUUUCUUGGACCCUGACACUUGCCGGAGGAGCUGGACCGGUACUGUCACAGGGAUCUAGAGUCCAUGGCAGCGAGAAAGGCUGGCUCAUGGCGAAGUUCCUUUUCCUGGCCAUGGCGAAUUGUGCCACCUUCGCCAGUAAUGCUGCCGACUUUCAACGGUAUGCAACGAAACCGAAUGAUGUGAUCUUAGGUAACCUCAUUGGGUUCCCUCUGGCAGAUUUCUGCGUAGGCCUUGUGGGAAACAUUGUCGCCUCCAGCUCAAUAUUGAUCUUUGGCGAACUUGAGUGGAACCCGCUCAAUCUCCUCGACAGGAUUCAGACGGAGAACUACACCUCCAAGAACCGCGCUGGAUGUUUCUUCAUCGCCUUUAUGUUCGCAUAUUCUGCACUCUUCUCCUCUGUGUUUGAGAACAGCAUUCCUGCGGGAAAUGACAUUGCGGCACUUUUUCCCAAAUACAUCAGCAUCCGUACCGGCAUGUUCAUCUGCCAAAUCGUGUCUUUGGCGAUCAAUCCCUGGUAUCUCCUCGGAUCUGCGUCCGUCUUUGUUCAAUUCCUGGCAUCUUACCAGGUGUUCCUAUCAGCAAUUACUGGAGUCUUACUUUGCAAUUACUACAUCAUCUCUCGAGGUUACUUCCAGGUCCCAGACCUCUAUACGGCCAGCAAGUCAGGUGUCUAUUAUUUCACACAUGGCUGGAAUAUCAGGGCCUAUAUUGCGUAUGUCAUAGCCAUCAUACCCAACUUUCCUGGCUUCUUGGGGAACAUGGGAGUGUCGAUGCCCAUCGAGAUUACUCGCUUCUAUAUCGUCGCAUAUCCUGUUGGUAUCAUCGUUUCCUUCGGCAUCUUCUGGCUUUGCAACAUCAUCAGUAAGCCCGCUUUGAAGAUGCCUCUCAAUGAAUGGCACGAACCUAAGAACUACAUUCGCCCUGAGGAGGACUCUGAGAGUGGUGUUGUCGUGGAGGGAAUAGAAGUGGAUCAAAGUUCUUCACGUCGGAGUGACCCGAUUGUUGCCGGACCAGAGGACGAGAAGCAGAUCGUCAAAGAGACCACUUCAUCCAGGGCGAAGUAG
Messenger RNA from Rhinocladiella mackenziei CBS 650.93, 1701 nucleotides. RefSeq lists its product as uncharacterized. NCBI's taxonomy places the organism in Eukaryota, Fungi, Ascomycota, Eurotiomycetes, Chaetothyriales, Herpotrichiellaceae. The transcript has 7 exons. The record is from RefSeq and is a predicted model, not a curated record. Gene Ontology annotation, molecular function: nucleobase transmembrane transporter activity. The coding region runs from base 1 to 1701 and encodes 566 amino acids. Gene Ontology annotation, biological process: nucleobase transport; transmembrane transport. Gene Ontology annotation, cellular component: plasma membrane.